GCGCUGGUCCCGCGGCUCGGUUCCGUCGGGUCUGAUCCGGCUCGGCGGCCAUGGCGAGCAGGUCCAUUUGCAAGUUCUUCGUGAAUGGUGCUUGCUUUAAAGGAGACUAUUGCCAAUUCUCCCAUGACUGGAAUGAUCAACCAAAUGAUGUUUGCACAUUUUACCAGAACGGUGUGUGCUCCUAUGGUAGCCGUUGCAGAUAUGAACAUGUUGAUGUUUCUUUCGAAUACACCGCACCAUCAACUACUGCAGCGCUUGAACCAUCCAACUCUUCUGAGAUUUUCAGUUCUUCUGGAUGUCCUCUUUGCGAGGGACACCCAGACGUGUGCAUUGAGGCACUGCAGAUGCGUCAGUCUGGAUUGGCAUAUGUUUAUCAACCUGAUUCUGGAUAUACAUAUGUGCAACAUCGACUUGCUUCUAGAUUUGAUCAUGAAGAUAGCAUUCCAGAGGAUGAGAACAUGUUGUCAUCAACACCAACUGAAUCGAACCAAACGCCCCAUCCACUUGCUCAUCUGCCUAUAUGCUCUUCCGCUGCUGCUGGAACCUGUCCCUAUGGGGAAGAGUGCCCUCAGAUGCAUGGGGAUCUAUGCACAACCUGUAGAAAACAGUGUUUGCAUCCUCAUCGUCCCAGUGAAAGGGGGACUCAUAUCAAGCUCUGCAAGAGAAGCAACAACCGUCUUGAGACCUUGAAAAAGAGUGAAGAGAUGGAAUGUAGUGUGUGUUUAGACCGUGUGCUUUCAAAGCCCACAGCUGCAGAAAAGAGGUUUGGACUUCUACCGGAAUGUGAUCACGCGUUCUGUAUCACAUGCAUUAGAAAGUGGCGCAGCAGCUCUGUUACAUCUGCCACGGAUAUGGACUCUACAGUCAAGGCUUGUCCAAUAUGCCGCAAGGUCUCAUACUAUGUCAUUCCUAGUUCUACAUGGUACUCCUCAAAGGAGGAAAAACAGGAUAUAAUUGAUGGUUACAAGGCCAAGCUCAAAUCUAUUGAUUGUAGGUACUUCGACUUUGGACGGGACACGUGCCCUUUUGGUGGUCGAUGUUUUUACAAGCAUGCCUAUACUGAUGGACGUUUGGAAGAGCCGGCACCUGUGGCAGUGAUUCAUUUUCAUGCCGACGAUGGAAGUGGAGAGCACGCACGAAAUAUCGGGUUGGCAUACUUGCUCAGCCGGUUACAUCUGUAGGGAAGACAUCAAACCAUCAAAUUAAGAACAUCCAGAUGGAAGCAGCUCGAAAAGAGGUACUUAGGGAACCGUAACUCUCCAGUUGGUGGUUAUUGCCAAUGAAUAAUGCACAGAAACUUAAUUUGCUACCAGAUACCUUCAACAAGCUUCAUGAGCACUGUAAACCCGAGGACAGCAGAAAAGAUGGCGGUGCCUAAGGUCAGCCUGAGGUCUUCGCUAAUGCUAUGAGCAAAAUCUUCACGUUCCCUUUGGGCUUACAUGUACUCAUGUAGAACAGCAGAAGCAUAACAUCGUUACUACCUUGCACGUGUAUGCAAGGCACUGUAUAUACUCGUAGUGGUGGUAGUUCCUACCAUAUCUCGGCUGCGUCGAUCCAUUGAGUAAAUAAUUUGUUCGUGCUAAACAGGUAAUACAGAUCAAUGUAGAUCCUUGAUAGUUC
Messenger RNA from Lolium rigidum, 1620 nucleotides. Its product is annotated as E3 ubiquitin-protein ligase makorin-like. Gene Ontology annotation, molecular function: metal ion binding; ubiquitin protein ligase activity. Lineage: Eukaryota; Viridiplantae; Streptophyta; Magnoliopsida; Poales; Poaceae. The transcript is spliced from 8 exons. The record is from RefSeq and is a predicted model, not a curated record. Bases 51 to 1181 code for a protein of 376 amino acids. Gene Ontology annotation, biological process: protein polyubiquitination.